AUGAUGAUCGCGCCAUUGAUGAGGGGUCACUGCACCGUGGAGGUGCUUGUUUCGGCCUGGGCGCUGUGUGCGGUACUGAUCGCGGCGGCCCAAAAACCAUCAAUUACGGUGGAUGAGGUUGGCACGUUGUACAUCAACUCAACGAAAAAAGUGGUGGUCAAUGGUAUCAAUGUGGAGGCGGCCUUUGCUUACCUUUUUGAAGCGACAACAAGCAUGUGGAGCACACCAGAGCAACUUGUCAUCUCUUCCGCAACCAACGGUGCCAUCUCGGUAUAUGCAGCAGAUCUGGAUGGCGACGGUGAUCUUGAUGUUCUCAGUGCCAGUGUCGAUAGCGACAAGAUUGCGUGGUACCGGAACAACGGCAACAGCACCUUUUCCGCCCAGAUUGUCAUCUCCACCGCCGCCACCGGGGCGCACUCGGUGUAUGCGGCAGAUCUGGACGGCGACGGUCGGAUCGACGUCCUCAGCGCCAGUGCGAAUGACGGCAAGAUUGCAUGGUACCGCAACGAGGGCAACGGCACCUUUUCUGCCCAGAUCAUCAUCUCGGGCGCUGCCGGCAGCGCCCGCUCUGUGUACGCGGUAGAUCUGGACGGCGACGGUAAUCUUGACGUCCUCAGCGCCAGUCACAACACCGGCAUGAUUGCGUGGUACCAUAACGAGGGCAACGGCACCUUUUCCGCCCAGAUCGUCAUCUCCGCCGCCGCCAAUUCUGCCCAUUCAGUAUAUGCAGCAGAUCUGGACGGUGACGGAAAUGUCGACGUCCUCAGCGCCAGCCAGAACGACGACAAGAUUGCCUGGUAUCACAACGAAGGAGACGGCGUCUUUUCCCCCCAAAUCAUCAUUUCAACAGCCGCCGAUUAUGCCCGCUCAGUGUAUGCAGCAGACCUAGACGGCGACGGUGAUCUCGACGUUCUCAGUGCCAGCUGGAACGACGACAAGAUUGCGUGGUACCGCAAUGAAGGCGACGGCAUCUUCUCGGCCCAGAUAAUCAUCUCCACCGCCGCCGACGGCGCCUGCUCGGUGUAUGCGGCGGAUCUGGACGGAGACGGCGAUGUCGACGUCCUCAGCGCAAGCUACUAUGACAACAAGAUUGCGUGGUACCGCAACAACGGCGACGGCACCUUUUUAACGCAGCUCAUCAUAUCCACCGCUGCCGGCGGCGCUCGCUCGGUGUAUGCAGCAGAUCUGGACGGAGACGGCGAUCUCGACGUUCUUAGCGCCAGCCAGAACAGUGACAAAAUUGCGUGGUACCGCAACGAUGGCCAGUGGGACUGGAAAGCUCGCUUCAAUGUUCACUAA
This is a messenger RNA of Monosiga brevicollis MX1, 1299 nucleotides long. RefSeq lists its product as uncharacterized. The record is from RefSeq and is a predicted model, not a curated record. Gene Ontology annotation, molecular function: calcium ion binding. The coding region runs from base 1 to 1299 and encodes 432 amino acids. The transcript has a single exon. Lineage: Eukaryota; Choanoflagellata; Craspedida; Salpingoecidae.